Molecule: messenger RNA, 1530 nt
Organism: Chionomys nivalis (European snow vole)
Lineage: Eukaryota; Metazoa; Chordata; Mammalia; Rodentia; Cricetidae
Gene: Rad51
Product: RAD51 recombinase
Exons: 10
Coding region: 207-1226 (339 amino acids)
Biological process (GO): DNA strand invasion; reciprocal meiotic recombination; chromosome organization involved in meiotic cell cycle
Cellular component (GO): condensed nuclear chromosome
Molecular function (GO): double-stranded DNA binding; ATP binding; DNA strand exchange activity
Source: RefSeq, a predicted model, not a curated record
GCUGGGCGGAGUGCGCGCUGACGGGGUCCGAGGCAGAGCUGUGGUGUCUCCAGGAGCGCGGCGGGGAAGGCUGAAAUUUGCUUCUGUUCUUCACAGAAGACCGACAGAGGAACUGCGACGGGGUUCGAGCCGGGGACGGGGGUUCUUGGGGCGUUUGCAGAGCCGGCCGCCCGAAGGAGCGCGCGGCCCAAGCCUGCGGGACGGUAAUGGCUAUGCAGAUGCAGCUUGACGCAAAUGCAGAUACUUCAGUGGAAGAAGAAAGCUUUGGUCCACAACCUAUUUCACGAUUAGAGCAAUGUGGCAUAAAUGCCAAUGAUGUGAAGAAAUUGGAAGAGGCUGGUUUCCAUACAGUGGAGGCUGUUGCUUACGCACCAAAGAAGGAACUUAUAAAUAUUAAGGGAAUUAGUGAAGCCAAAGCUGACAAAAUUCUGACUGAAGCAGCUAAAUUAGUUCCAAUGGGAUUCACUACUGCAACUGAAUUUCACCAAAGGCGAUCAGAAAUCAUACAGAUUACUACUGGCUCCAAAGAGCUUGACAAACUGCUUCAAGGCGGAAUUGAGACUGGAUCUAUCACAGAGAUGUUUGGAGAAUUCCGAACUGGGAAGACACAGAUCUGUCAUACAUUGGCUGUAACAUGCCAGCUUCCCAUUGAUCGUGGUGGAGGUGAAGGAAAGGCCAUGUACAUUGACACCGAGGGUACAUUUAGACCAGAACGGUUGCUAGCAGUGGCUGAACGAUACGGUCUCUCUGGCAGUGAUGUCCUAGAUAAUGUAGCAUAUGCUCGAGGGUUCAACACAGACCACCAAACCCAGCUCCUUUAUCAAGCAUCAGCCAUGAUGGUGGAAUCCAGGUAUGCACUGCUUAUUGUAGACAGUGCUACCGCCCUCUACAGAACAGACUACUCGGGGCGAGGAGAGCUUUCAGCAAGGCAAAUGCAUCUGGCCAGAUUUCUGAGGAUGCUACUACGGCUUGCUGAUGAGUUUGGUGUAGCAGUGGUAAUCACCAACCAGGUAGUAGCCCAAGUGGAUGGAGCAGCCAUGUUUGCCGCAGAUCCCAAAAAACCCAUUGGAGGAAACAUCAUUGCCCACGCAUCAACAACCAGGCUGUACCUGAGGAAAGGAAGAGGGGAGACCAGAAUCUGCAAAGUCUAUGACUCUCCCUGUCUUCCGGAAGCUGAAGCCAUGUUUGCCAUUAAUGCAGAUGGAGUGGGGGACGCCAAGGACUGAAUGAAAUGACUGGGGCCUUUUUUCCUGGUUAGACUUUUAAAUGCAGUAAAGCUAAUGAAGAGGACAGCUCCCUGGGGCUUCUUCAGGCUCUUCCUGGUAUGACUGCCAAAGCAUGGCUUCCAGAAAAACAAUUAUUGUAUCAGCUUUCUGGAGGCAGAAACAGCUGGGUCAGUAUUCAAACUGACCUGAACGCUCAUUUCUUAUAGAGUAUAUUAAUGUCUGGUUUCUUUGGUGUUUGGAGGAGAUAGAAAAUAACAGUUUCAAUCUUAGGUUUCAAGAGAAGUAAAACUGGAAAGACCUGAGU